GAUGAAAUAACGCACAGUGAGCGCCGAGAGCGGUUGGCUGGGGAAGCUGUGUGUUGUUAGCCAUUGUCUACAACCAGCUAAGUUACUACAGUCCGUAGUAGCGGUCCUGCUUGGUCUUGGCAGAAAACACCAGGGUUGCAGUCAUGCCAAGUCUAAAGCUGAUAUCUGCUACCGACACACAGUACUCGGCAACUGUGCUGAAGUCUAUGAACGAACAGCGAAACCAUGGAUUAUUUUGUGAUGUCACCAUUAUCAUACAGGAAAAGAAAUUCAGAGCUCACAAGACAAUCCUGUCUGCCUCGAGUACAUAUUUCCACCAGCUCUUCAGUGUCGCUGGACAAGUGAUCGAGUUAAACUUCAUCAGGGCAGAAAUCUUUGAGGAGAUUCUCAAUUACAUUUACACCUCCAAGAUUAUCCGUGUCCGCUCUGACAUGCUUGAGGAGCUCAUAAAUGCUGGACAGAUACUGGGAGUCAAGUUUAUUGCGAACUUGGGGUCACCAUUAUCUCAAGUUAAGGGUCUCCCCGGCUUGUCGAAGGAGACGGAAAACAAAAGCGACACAGCCACAGAGAUGAUGCCGAUCAUCACAGAGUCAUUCUCAAUAUCUGCGGAGGAAUUCAAUCAGACAAGCAAGCAGGCGGGUAAUGACGAGGACUCGGACAGCGAUGUUAUGUUUGUCUCCCAAACCAAAGCAGCCAAUCAGAAAGCCCGCUCGGGUGAGGUCAUUGAUUUGGAUUCAGCUGACUCAGAAAAUGUAGCAGUAAAUCAGAAUAAAGAAUCAAAUCAAGCGGACGCAAAAAAUACAGAGAAGACCAGAGCCCCUAUUAAAACAUAUACUGCAAAACCCCCCAGCGUCACUUGUCCAAAUCCCAGUUUGCCCAACAACAGCCCUCUGUGCAGUCCAGACAGCAGCUCCAAUAACUCGUCUUCCCCUGCCAGAGUUUCCUCAGGAAGUGCUCCCACAACUCCAGCCAGGUCAAGCAGUUUCACACCUGAGCCCUCGAGUGCCUCUCAGCCCUCUGAAAACAGUGAUAUAAUGGGAGUCCACAAGAAGCAAGUCACUACUUCAUCUCACCUAGGUGAUUUCAAAUUAAGGCUCUCGGAUGUGUCUGAAAGCCCAGCAAAUCAAUCAAACAUUCCUAAAUCAACUAUAGCAGCAAAAAAGACAGUGACACUCCACACAGCCACAGAGAUUGAUUCAAUUUCAUCAGGCUGUAAAGUGUAUGCCAAUAUUGGAGAAAAUACGUAUGAUAUUGUCCCAGUGAAGGAAGACCCAGGCGAAGGAGGCUCUAAAGCCAAUAAAGGGAAGAGGUCAUUAAUGGCAACGCCCUUGAAACCCCUGGAGAAAACACCCACGUCACCGAAGGCCAGCCCAAACAAGAAGAGGACCAAAACAGAGCUUGAGGAUCACUACGAGCUGAUCAUGGACGGGAAGACUUUCUACGUGUGCAUCGUCUGCAAGCGACCCUACGUGUGUCUGACAAGUCUCCGCCGCCACUUCAACACCCACUCGUGGGAAAAGAAGUACCCGUGUCGCUAUUGUAACAAGGUCUUUGCACUGGCCGAGUACAGAACUAAACAUGAAAUCCACCACACAGGAGAGAGGAGGUACCAGUGCUUGGUGUGCAAUGAAAUGUUCAUGAACUACCAGUUACUGUCCACCCACUGCAAGCAAGUGCACAACGAGGAUCCCAGCGGGAGGAAAGAGAAAGAUGACGGCGACAACAAUUUAUACCGACUGCUACCAUGUAAAACGGUGCAGAUGAAGCCAUACUCGUGGACUACUGGCGGGCAGGGGGUCCCCGUCAUAUCUGAGGAUGGCAGUGUGCAUCACAUAACGACCCCCGGUGAAGACGUGCACUCUUCCACCCAGACCAGGAUGUUGAACUGGGAUGACAUCUUUGUCGAGCCAGAUGCUCACCUGCCUCCUGGUGAUCAUCCCCGACCGGGGUCAACCAUUAACUCUCCUCCACAGGCAGCCACAGAGUUUGACUUUGUUAUACCAGAGACCUACUGAGCAACAUUCACUGCUCCAUUACUUGUGCCUUUUUAGGUGCCCCCCCACCCACUUUCGUUUUUGGUUCCAUGUCAGCAAUUUUGUCUCUCUCUCUCUCACACUCUCAUUCUCUCUCUCUCUCUCUUCCUCUUCAUUUUUGUUACAAAUAUUUUUUUGCAGUUCUGCUUUAUUUAGAUAGUGACAUCUGGAAAGAGACAGGACAGCCAGAAGAAAGACUGUGCUCACACUUGACAUUAACAUGCAUCUGAGGUGAUCCGAUCUCAAGUGGACGAUGUUAGAUAGAAGUGUAAAUGACUACCAAGAGACAUUGUGAUUUGGCCACUCAAAGCACUUACAGAGGUGGUCUUGGACACACGCGACCACGUUAUCUUGUGUAGUAUAAGUGCUGUUGUGUUCUGAUGAGUCCCCAACAAGGGCAUAACGGAAACAUACCUCAUCAAUGUAGGACAUGGUGGUUGUCUGGGGGGUGUUAGCAGUGGCGUUUAGCUUGCACGCCAACCCUUGAGAUAAUAGAGAGGAGCACUGAUGUAAGUGACUGGAGUGUGGGUUCCUUUUUCGUCUUCUCCUGCGCUCAUUUUCCAGAGCUCUUUAACCUUCUAGGAGAAGUGACGCAGGCAGUAAUGAAAUCUGAACACAAGUGGUCAGCUGGACACCUUGGAGACACAUGAUAGACAGGUGUGAACGACAGUGUGUGCUGUCCACCUGAUGGGUUCACCCAGGACGCAUGUUAAUGCCAGGUGUAAACAGAGUCAGGGUGAGGGCGGACGAAAAACGAACAGACUAGAAGGGAUGACAUGCAACAAAGAGCCCAGGGUGGAAUCAAACCCAGGCUGCUGCGAUGAGAUCUCAGCCUUGAUACAUGAUACGCUCCAGGUGAGCUUCCAGGUUGCACCAGUAAACAACAUUCUGCUGUAAUUCUCGAUAAUGUCUGCAUAAGAUUCAGUCACAUCAGCGUUUCAACAAGCGUGGUGGUGUGACCUGCAAAACAUAAUUGCACCAAAACAGGAAACCGAUGCUUGAUUUUUGUGAGUCGUGCCGACUUCAGUUGAAGUGAAAAGGAGACAGAGCGAAGAGUUUCGAGACAGACGUGUUAUGUGACCAUACCUUAACUCAUGUUACUCUUAUUGUGUAAUAGCCUUGAUCUUUUUUAUCAUUGGAAUAAGUGAUAAUCACGUUUGCAAAAAACCCAUAGUGGUUCACACAAAGUAAAACCGUAAAGGAAAUAGUUUGUAUGGAUAGAAAAAAUUCCAUGCAAGAAAUAAGGUUAUGGUAUAAAUCAGUAGCUGAAAUAAAGUCUUCAUCAGGAUUGGAUGGACAUUUUCACAGAUGUGAGGUGUUUUCUGGACUGAUCAUUCCUGGUUUCCAUUUGAGACUUUGUGAAACCCAAUUCUGCACAAGAGUGUUAAUUAUGAUCUGAAAUAUAUUUUUUAAAUUGUGAUUGUUGGCGAUCCCUCACGUGGGUAUUGUGGCAGGGAAGAUGUACAAUGGUUAUUUAAUUUCAGUGGUUGAAAAAACGGCUAUGGUUUAUUUUUUGCCCAUGCAUUGUUUUAUUUUGAUACACCUGUACACUUUUAUUUCCUAUGGUUGCCAUGUUAUAUGUUGUAUGAAAUGUUAUUUUCAUGCCAAAAUCUGCCGGCUGCAUAGCAUAGGAUAGAAAGAUUGCAUACAAAUGUGAUGAUAGGAUUGAAAUAAACUGAGGAUUAUUUCGGUCCGUACAUAUAGCACUUAGCGUUGGAUAUUUGUUGUAAUGUUUUUACUUUUUUUUUUAUUCUGUUUUUCCAUUUUGUCAAAAUGUAGUGAUGGGUCAGUAUGAGUAAAGAAAGUAGUGCUAACAUGGAAAUCUAUUCAAUAAAAUCAAGCAGGUUUUGUUUUUUAAUUAACAGA
Chelmon rostratus (copperband butterflyfish) is the source of this 3899-nucleotide messenger RNA. It is a transcript of the gene zbtb33, whose product is annotated as zinc finger and BTB domain containing 33. The transcript has 3 exons. Gene Ontology annotation, molecular function: protein binding; DNA-binding transcription factor activity, RNA polymerase II-specific; RNA polymerase II cis-regulatory region sequence-specific DNA binding. Gene Ontology annotation, biological process: regulation of transcription by RNA polymerase II. Lineage: Eukaryota; Metazoa; Chordata; Actinopteri; Chaetodontiformes; Chaetodontidae. Bases 144 to 2015 code for a protein of 623 amino acids. The record is from RefSeq and is a predicted model, not a curated record.